AACUCCCUAAAACCCAUAAACUGAAGCAAAAACUUUGCCUUAUCUCAAUUAGCUCACUCUUCCUUCUCUUUCCUUCUCUAUCUCUGUAGAGAAGGGAGACAUAGAGGCAUGGGUAGUUGCAGUUCUAGUUAUUGGGUUUUCAAGGUAUUAUUAGUGGGAUUUUGUUGGCUUCUCUUGGUUGGAUUGAUGAUGCAAAGUAAUAGUGGAAGAGGAAGCACAAGCGGCAGCAGUAGUAGCAGAAGAGCACUAUUAAUGGGUCGAACAAGUCCGAGGCAACAUAAGGAGGUGGUGAUGGGGAAUAAAGAGAAGCAGAAGAAGGAGCUUGUUUAUAAUCCAGAGUUGAAUCUCAAUUAUAUGAUGAGCAAAAGAAGAGUUCCCAAUGGACCUGACCCCAUUCAUAACAGAAACCGACCGCCGGGACGAGCAUAGCAAUAUA
Molecule: messenger RNA, 436 nt
Organism: Tripterygium wilfordii
Lineage: Eukaryota; Viridiplantae; Streptophyta; Magnoliopsida; Celastrales; Celastraceae
Exons: 2
Coding region: 109-429 (106 amino acids)
Source: RefSeq, a predicted model, not a curated record